Messenger RNA from Caretta caretta (loggerhead turtle), 1250 nucleotides. RefSeq names its product oocyte-specific histone RNA stem-loop-binding protein 2. NCBI's taxonomy places the organism in Eukaryota, Metazoa, Chordata, Testudines, Cheloniidae. Gene Ontology annotation, molecular function: mRNA binding; histone pre-mRNA stem-loop binding. Gene Ontology annotation, biological process: mRNA 3'-end processing by stem-loop binding and cleavage; mRNA transport. The record is from RefSeq and is a predicted model, not a curated record. Gene Ontology annotation, cellular component: histone pre-mRNA 3'end processing complex; cytoplasm.
UCGACAGGCAAAGCCCAGCCUGGUGACGUGUUAGUGCGCACGCGCACGCCAGUGCUCAUGCUGCCCGCGCCCCGCGCGCUGGGUGGCCGGGAGCCGCUGGCCCGCAGUUCUCUGUUUCAUGACCCUCUUGUUGUGGGAUGUGAGGAGCCUGCCUCUGGAACAGCGUCUUUAUGUGAGAGAGACAGGCCCUUGUCAUCAAAGCCCUUCUCCCCUGAAGUUAAGACAGUCAGCGUGGGAAUUGGCACAAGGCCAGGCCUAGCAAGAGGAGCCAGCUCAGGACUGAGAUCUGACACUGAGACAGACGAUACCAUCCUGCAGAGGAGACAGAAGCAGAUAGACUAUGGGAAGAAUACUGUUGGCUACCAGCACUUCCGACAACAGGUCCCCAAGGCCGCUCGGCAGCCAGGGAUUCACCCCCAAACUCCAAAUAAGUACAAGAAAUAUAGCCGCCGGUCCUGGGACAUGCAAGUCAAGCUGUGGAGACGGGCACUGCAUGCCUGGGACCCGCCCACCCAGCAUCCUCUCCUGUGUGGACAAGGACUUCCAAGGAAAGAGAUGGUGACUCUCUCAGGAAUGAUGGAGACAAACUCUUUGUGCGGCUUCUCAGAAGACUGGCCUGGUGCCCUGAGGCCUCUUGAAAACCUGCCAGGAGAAUUACUGGGCGGACAGUUGGCUGGCCUGUCAUUUCCUGGCUGCUCGUCUCCAUGGCUGCCCCAGAUCCACUCAAACUUGCUGCCCUUCCUAGGAAAUGUGCACACUUGCCCAUACUGCUCCUGGAUGGAGCUAUAAGGAGAGUCCAGCGCAUUUGUUGCCCCAAACACUGUCAUUUCUGAGGUGUGGGAAGAGCUCAGGCAUCAAGUUACAUACAAGCCCAGCUGCAAGGAUCUCCUGAGCUCAUGGAGGACAUUGAAUUAUCCUGAAGCUUGCCCCUGGGACAGAAAGGGGGCUUGGUGUUAAUGUUCAGGCUUGGAGCUGAGCAUCAGACCCCUUACACAAUGCACAAACAGAGAGGUAGCUGCUGGGUUUGUAUCUCUUCCCACAGCCCAACCUCCAACAUUGUAGAGAGAACUUUCUGUCAUCUCAGUAUCUGUAACCCCAGGCAUUGCAGUGAAUGUCAGCACACAUAGGACCAAUUCUUUCUGCUUCCCUUCAGGAAUCUGUUUGGUCUCCUGUGUUUAAGGGAAAGCUAUAUAGAAGGGGUUGGAAAAAUGGAAACUGAGGUCAAUAAAAUUUCCCCAAAGACUCUAUAA